GCUCGCUCGAACAAAAACAAAGUGUUGUUGCAUGUAAAAAUGAUCGAUGGUUGCAUGGUCUGGCCGUCCUGUGAGAUAACGAAUGAAAACACUUGUUGUCUAUGAAAACUUUCCAACCCCUGCCCCCACGGCUCUCUCUUCUCGAAUCACUGUAAAAAUAGUUCAAACUCCAAGCUUUGCACCGAGGUGGCAAAGUUAAAAGUCUGUCUCUACUGAGAAGAAAACAGCUCUGUCUGACACCGCAACAACUUCGGUGUUUUCAACAACUCUAACAAGAUGACGUCUUUCUACGCAGCUUUCAAUGGUCCCGAGGGGGGUAUGGAAGGGAAAAAGUUUCGAAGCUUGCUUUUGCAUGUGAUAGCUUGCUUGCUUUUGCAUGUGAUAGUAGGUUAGGUACGACGAAACAGAGAUGAAAGCUAUACUUGGACAUUGCAUGACUCACGUGCACGUCUUGAUGAUUUUCAUUUUUACAUUAAUAAGUUUGUGAGUUGUGCUGUAGCAGAAUUGGCAUGCAAAAAAUAAAUUUUUCCCUCCACACCCGAGACCAUGAACAAUGCCAACGGGCAGCAAAACUCCACGCGUAAUCGUUCGGGGUCCAUGGAUAUGCAUUGCAAAUAUGUCUGGGUCUGGAAGGAUGUAGCUUGUGAUGCGCAUUGCACAACACACACAAAUCUCUCAUGCGUAGGCAGCAAAAGAUGCCCAUUUACUGUCACCAAAAUAGAGGACUUGUGAUGCGGAUUAGGCAUUGCGGAGUCUUCGUGAAAUCUGUGAUGGUGUCAUGCAAAAACAGGAGCACGACAUUCUAUUCUUCCAGACCCAGACAUAUUUGCAAUUCAUAAUGGACCUGAUCGGUUCUUACACGGCCGGGAAUGGUGGAAACAACAUGAACACGCUGAACAACCCGAUUCCGGGAAUGCAGAUGAACAUGCCGGGCGUCGGGGACUUGAACUCCUGCACUUCCAACGGCCACCAGAUGAGCAACCAGCUGAACUCGUGGAACAACGGAAAUACGGAUGGCAACACGUCGCAGAACAACUUCACGAGCAACAACAAACUCGGGAACAACGCCCGCGCGGGUGGCAACAACGGAAUGGUCGCCGGGCAGAAGCCCAACUGGGGCGGGAAUGGAAAUGUAGCUUUGUUUAAAUUCUACUUCUGUACAUGAUCGGUUUAUCUUGCAUGAAACCUCUAUUCAUGCAGAAGAGUAAUGAGUGAAACACCGUGAGAUCACGACUCAUGGCCCUGGGAGAAUCAGUAUCUGUUGUGACUUUUGCAACCUGAAAAUCAAUUUAUGCAUGAAAGGAAACUACUAACUUCCGAAAAAAUAAAAUCCUGUUACUGCAAAUCAAUUCUAUGCUCACAGCAAGCGCUUUCGGCGCAGCAGCAACAGGCGAACACCCAGCGCUCCAUCCGGAAUGGCGAGAAUCGCGAACUGCAGGCGAGACUGCGUAUGCUGGAUCUGAUAUGAGCAUGCACAACUCCCCCCUCCUCCUCCUCAAUUCUAGGGCAUGAACAGCAAGACAAGCGUCGGCAAGAAUGCAGGAUUCGCACGACAAAUAUUUUUUCACGCAAGAUUGUAGUGCUGUCUGGAACGAUACGCGGCCAGAACCUGUCAUGCGAAACAAAGAGAAAGAGAAAGACUGGACUUGGUAUUUUGCAUGACAAAUUUUUAGGAAGGGGAAGUGGUGCACUCUCAUACCUGAACGGGCUGCAACAGGAGGUGCGGGAACUUCUGCACACGAUCAGCACAAAGCAGGCAUAUCCUGUGCAAAAGUAUCGGACUCGUUUCAAUUGCAGGCAUGCAUGACAAAUCUCCCUGCCAAGGUAAAACAGCAUGACAAAUUUUCAAUGUUGCAUGCAGGGAAAAUUUGUAAUGCAAUUCAGACUCGUGCGAUACUUUUGCACAGGAUAGGGCGCAGCUCCAAGCGAUUUUUGCCGUGUGCUUACCCUUAUCGACGGCAAAUAUGAUUUUGUCUGGCUCUGGAAAAAAAAAAUGCAUGUUGCUGAGUGUUGCAUAUGCAUGUUGAGAUCAGUAAGUUCUACUUCUGUAUACCAUGAGCGCAUAGAUCAUAAGGUUGACUGUCGUAGGCUUUUGGCGAUUCCGUUCGUAUGACAAACUACCUCGUUCUUUCGCAUGACAAAAAAAAGCGUUCUAUGUUUUCCUGCAUUACAGAUUUGGUUCUCUCGUGCUGAUUUCGCAUCACAGAUGACAUAUUUGCAACGCAUACGGCUACUCACAGCUGCUGCUCGAAGUGUUGGACAAAGUGGAUUCCUGCUUUUUCGAAGUCUGCCAGGACGCACAAGGUGCGUUUUGUUGUUCUGUUCUGUAUCACAAAAACCUGCUUGCAUGGAACAUCCGCAUGACAAAAGACUGUAUUUUUAGUAGCCACAGGCGGUCUUGCACGAUCGACGUGCAUGGGCUCCUGCAUGACAAACAUUCGCAUUUGCUCCGCAUUGCUUUGAACAAGGCAGAAGAUGAGGCUUCUGUGGUCUACCAGCACGACGUGCUAGUUGUAGAGGAUCGGGUGGUUAUUUUUUGCAAAAUUUUUUAUUUACAUUCACAUUCGCCAGGUGCCACCGCGUUGCAAACGCUGAUUGGCGAGACCCAGCUGGGCGUCCAGUGCAAGCUGCGUAUCGCGGGCUGCUUCAACUGCGAUCGCGUGCUCACGUUGAGCCAGUGCGCCCACGGCUCCCACGUGAUCCGGAAGCUGCUCUCGUCCUGGUUGCCGGAAGAGGCCUCGUUUCUGUUCCCGCUCAUGCGCGCGAACCUGAACGCAAUCGCCUGCUCCAAGUACGGAACGGUGGUGCUGCAGCGAUUGGUGGACGCUUUGGUGGCGGAAGACAUGGUAUCAAAAAAUCUGUUCUAUCGCCUGUCCUGCCCCACUGUGCAUGAUAAUUUCUUUGCAUUAUUUUCUGUGUUUGACGCUUGCAUGACGACGACAGCUUCCUGUGUCUUCUACCGGGGUUUCGUUGGAUUCAUCGGCAUGCUGACAUCGGUAUUUAGUACUGAGACAAUUUCUGAUUCUGUUGCGAAAAUUUGCAUGGCGGAGAAAAUCCAAUAAGGAGACCUUUUUAUCUAAUACUGAAAAAAAAACAGAUCGAGGCUUUGCUUAUCGAGAUGAUCGGCCACGCGGCGACGCUGGCCCAGGAUCCGUUUGGCAACUAUCUGCUCCAGUACGUGAUGUCUUCGAAACACCUGUACAAGUUCCAAGACCGUGACGUCUUCAUCCAGGCCGUGCUGAACGCGCUGCAGGAGGAAGUUUCGCUGGAAACGCUGUGAUAUCAAAUGCAAACAUGUCUGGAUCUGGAAGGUUGCGAGAGGACUUCUCAUGCUGUUCUGGCAUGACCCUUAGCUCUGUAUUGCGGGGCCACAAACAGCCUCUCUCGUCUGUCAUGCAAAAACGCAGUUUCCCAUGCGGAAUACGUAGCACAGAAGCUGCACAAAAAAACUUCUCAUGCUUGGCGGCGCAUUGCAGUGCAUUUGCUAUUGACUGACUUGCAUCACAAGUUUCCAGACCCAGACAUAUUUGCAAUGCAUAUGUGCUGCCAGAAGUUUGCCUCUAACGUGAUCGAGCACGCGCUCUGCAUAUCCUGUGCAAAAGUAUCGUAUUCGUAUAAAUGCAAGUCUUGCAUUACAAAUCUUUUUGUCAAGGUAAAUUCGCAUCACAAAUUUUGACUCUCAUGCUGAGGGAAUUUGUCAUGCAUUUACUAUACGAGUGCGAUACUUUUGCAGUUCAUACUGCACCGCCGGCGACCGCGUCCGCGAACUCUUUUACGAGGAGGUAUGGAUUGCAAAUCCUAUAUCUGGGUGUGGAAGGAUGCAGUUUGUCAUGCUAAAUCUAGAUCAUGCAAAAAUCUGUGUUGCGUGAUUCUGAAUACCGAAAGCUGACCACUGUUGACCAAGUUGAGAGGGAGUUUCUCAUGCUAGGUCCUGCAUUCCAGACCUCGUGGGUCAUGUUAAACCUGCAUGACAAGCCUCGUAAUCUUCCAGCCCCAGACAUAUUUGCAAUGCAUACAAGGGUUGCACCUACGAUUUUCUGAACCGCGUGAUCCGGGUAUGAGAGUGCACAACUUCCCCUCGUUCUCAUUUCUCAUGCAAAAUACCUAAUGUACGCAUUGCCUCCUCCUGUCACUAUUAUGCAUGACAAGUUCUGCCAGCUCAAAGAGCACUACACUCCUGUCCAAAUUUGUCAUGCAAAACCUGUAUCCUUGCCGACGGUUGUAUUGCUGUUCAUGCAACACAAAUGAGGGGGAGGGGGAGUUGUGCGCUUCCAUACCGGGAUCGUUUCGGGAACUACAUCGUGCAACGCGUCCUGGAGCUGAGCAACAACUCGAACAACUCGACCUUCAACGGCCAUCAAAACAGCUCCGGGCUGAGCCAGGCUUUUCACCAAAACAUGACCAUGAGCAUGAUGGGCCAGCAGUCAGGUGGUCACAAUUCGAGUUCGAAUCAGCUGUUGGCGGCGGCCGGGCAGUUGGCGGGGUUUUCUGCUAACCAGAUGUACAAUGCGUCGAACCAGCAGCAGAGCACGUACAACAGCUGCAACCAGUUGCCGAUGCAGCUGCCGUCCAAUUGUUCCUCCAACACGACGAAUCACUCCAACCCCAUGGCCGGCUCCGGGCAGAGUCCGGGCAGCGCGACCCAGCAAGCGGGGGGAAACAUGCCCAACUGCGCGCCGGGCUUCCAGCUGCCCUCCGCCAUGCAGUCCCCGCUCGGCGGCAACGCGGGCGGCAUGGCCAAUCAUCAUGGGGGCAACAGCGGCACCAGCUGUCAGCAGCAGACGCAGACCGUGGGGACACUGGGCGCGAGCUUCUCCGGGGGCACCUUCCAGUACCCGAGCAACUUCGGGUCCACCACGACGGGAACCUCGUCGCCGCUGGACAAUGCCGGGUCUUCGUCAGGCGUGGGGUGCAACAACACCAACUCGCAGUCUACGUACCAGAUGUAUCCCCAGAAAAAACUACUGUCUCAGAAGUCUCAAACCAUUACAGGACACUCAGCAACACAACUUCGAUCAGCAUGACACUCAAAUAUUAAACCUGUGAUGCGCCAGACACAGCACGACGAGAAUGCACAUUAUGAAAGACGCCUUUCAUCUUGCAUGAGGAGCAUGACAAACAACUGUCUCAAGGGAUGUCCGCAUUACAAAGUUGAGAUUGAGAAAGUUUUUUUGCGCGAUAAGAUGAGUUUGCCCUCGACGAGCUCCAACACGACCUCUCUGUCCUCGAACACGACCUCCGUUUCUGGCAACGGGGCCGCCGUAUCACACAGAAAAAAGCAGGCAGGUCACAUUUGUAAUUCAAAAAUAAAUACACAAAAAUCUGUAUUGCGCAUCCCAAACAGCAUGCUAUGGGGCCGUCCAUGACAGAUUUUUAUGUGUCUUUAUUGUUGCAUUACAAGUAUUCCCUGCCUGCUUUUUUCUCUGGGACACGCCGGAAACCAGAUGUCCGGUUGCGCGGCUGGAGCCAACGCGAUGGGGGGUGCAACCGGUGCAGCCGGGCAGACCUUCGGUGAACCGGUGUCGGCUAUCCUGAGUAAAAACGUCCCCACACCAGAGUCAAGUUGGGACGAACUUAGCAACACAAAUCCAGGAGUUUUGGGAGCCACGCAUGACAAGCUGCAGUCCGUAGAAGUGUUGUGCAGGUUAGCAAGGCCAGCGGCAUCAGAAAUCCAUCUGCUUAUCCUAUUUACAGCAUUACAAAUGUUUCCAAAACACGACUAGAAAUGCCCCUCGUGGCGAUGCGCAUUACAAGCGUUCCUGUCAUUGCAAAUCUGCAUGACAAGGACGUUUUUACAAAGGAUAUCGGCCAAGGUGUGGCGGAACGUGGCGCUGAUUCUGACCCAGGACUUCACCAUCCCGGUGCGGCCGUAUGACGGUGCACAACUCCCCCUCCCCCUCCUUUGUCAUGCAAAAUCCCAAAUCGAGGCUCUGCCUCCUGGCACUGUUUGCAUGACAAGUUCAUCCGGUUGCCCAAAUACCACUACACCCCAGUGUAAAUUUGUCAUGCAAAACCGGUGUCAUGCAAAAGCAAAACCGGCAUAAUUCUUGCUGAUGCUCGUAUAGCCGUUCCCGCUAUACAAAUAUGGGCGAGGGGGAGUUGUGCACUGUGAUAGGCCGAAGCUGUUGCGGAAGUUUUUCCCGCACUUGCAGCAGCAACUGAACGCGAACUCGAACGCGAACGGGACGUCGACCAAUGGUACGAUGGGGAACAAGUUCGAGCAGUGCGGCAGCAUGAGCAGUAUGGGCGGUAACAACUGCAUGACCAGUGCCGCGGUCGGGUUUGGCAGUGCGGCUGCUGCGACGGCAAUAUGGAUUGCAAAAAUGUCUGGGUCUGGAAGAGUCAUGUUGCUUUUGCAUGACACAGAAGGUCUGGCAUGGAAGCUCUAGCAUCACAGGUUUCGAGAAGCUCUCGCGAUGCCGAAUCCGCAUGACAGAUGCCCCAUUUUGGUGCCGGAAAGUGGGCAACUUUUGCUGCCUAUGCAUGAGAGAUUUUUAUUUGUUGUGAAAUGCGCAUCACAAGUUUGCACUCUUCCAGACCCAGAGAUAUUUGCAAUGCAUAGGCAACGCCCAUUUACAACUGA
This is a messenger RNA of Amoebophrya sp. A120, 6583 nucleotides long. The record is from the annotation of a GenBank genome assembly. Lineage: Eukaryota; Dinophyceae; Syndiniales; Amoebophryaceae.